This is a messenger RNA of Polyodon spathula (Mississippi paddlefish), 1246 nucleotides long. Its product is annotated as mitotic spindle assembly checkpoint protein MAD2B. The transcript is spliced from 8 exons. NCBI's taxonomy places the organism in Eukaryota, Metazoa, Chordata, Actinopteri, Acipenseriformes, Polyodontidae. The record is from RefSeq and is a predicted model, not a curated record. Bases 254 to 889 code for a protein of 211 amino acids. Gene Ontology annotation, cellular component: zeta DNA polymerase complex.
ACAUUAAUGAUGUGAAAAAUAACAGCGCUGGUUUAAUUCGAUUCGGUUUUGGUUUGAAUUUUAAGUUAAAUGUUUGUUUUGUUGCUUGUUAUGUUAAAAUAUCGAGCUAAUAAUAACUGACAUGUGGUAAUUGAUCAGUCAUUGGAUUUUACACCAGCAUUGUUAUUUAAUAAGAAGAGUACAUGCCAACCGCCUUUUAAAAAAAUAAAAAAAUAAAAGUAAACGUUUGAAUCCUCCACAGCUUCUUAGCAGCAUGACAACCCUCACGAGACAGGAUCUGAAUUUUGGGCAAGUUGUCGCUGAUAUCCUGUGUGAGUUUUUGGAGGUGGCCAUUCACCUCAUACUCUAUGUCAGGGAGGUUUACCCGAGUGGGAUUUUCCAGAAGAGAAAGAAAUACAGCGUGCCUGUGCAGAUGUCCUGCCACCCUGAACUGAAUCAGUACAUCCAAGACACUCUCCACUGCAUUAAACCGCUGAUUGUGAAGAAUGAUGCUGAGAAAAUAGUCCUUGUCAUUAUGGACAAAGGGCAUCACCCAGUGGAGAGAUUUGUGUUUGAAAUGUCACAGCCUCCUCUGGUCUCUAUCAGCUCUGACACUUUGCUUUCUCAUGUGGAGCAGUUGCUGCGAGCAUUCAUCCUAAAGAUCAGUGUUUGUGAUGCCGUUCUAGACAACAACCCCCCUGGCUGUACAUUUACAGUACUGGUUCACACCAGAGAAGCUGCCACUCGCAACAUGGAAAAAAUUCAGGUCAUUAAGGAUUUCCCUUGGAUUGUUGCUGAUGAGCAGGAAGUGCACAUGCAGGAGCCCAGACUGAUCCCUCUAAAAACCAUGACCUCUGACAUUGUCAAAAUGCAGUUGUACGUUGAGGAAAGGGCUCAGAAGGCUUCUUAAACCUUUACCUUUUGCACUAUGAACGGCACUGAAUCUGCUUACAGUUUGACUUAGAGGAGGCAGAAACUGGCUUCUGCAAGUAACCCAGAGUUGGCAAGGAAAAUGCCUGCAGCUGCAUCAGCCUUUCAUCUGCCAGGAGCAGCUGCUACGGAGCAGAGACUAGAAGACUUGAAAAAUAUGAUUUUCAAAUGCUAAUUAUGGUGCUAAGAAACACCAUAUUUUUAAGGUGUAAAUACAGUACAUUGCAGUCCUAUAAGUGUAGUGCUAUAGCUUUAUCUGGGCUGGCACACAAUUUUUUUUUGCUGAGGUGCCUGCAAGAAAGCAGUCCUGUCUAUGCAUGGGAAUGCAGUGUUGAAU